Acomys russatus (golden spiny mouse) is the source of this 5021-nucleotide messenger RNA. RefSeq names its product EF-hand calcium binding domain 6 (gene Efcab6). Bases 40 to 4611 code for a protein of 1523 amino acids. Gene Ontology annotation, molecular function: calcium ion binding. Gene Ontology annotation, cellular component: nucleoplasm. NCBI's taxonomy places the organism in Eukaryota, Metazoa, Chordata, Mammalia, Rodentia, Muridae. The record is from RefSeq and is a predicted model, not a curated record. The transcript has 32 exons.
UCAUGAAGAUGCUUCCGGAUCCCUGUGAGGUUCACUUCCAUGGCACCAGCAUUCUUUGGAGGUUCUCACCAGCGGCGCCACUGGAGGCGUUCAGAGUCCUCGUCCCUGUUUUGCUGCUGUCUCUGUUUAUGGUAUUUAAUGCGCAAAAUGGCGAUUUUACCAGACUGGCAUAGUUUGUACCCGACCACCCGGAAUCUGAUGUAUUCCCGCCCCCACUCCUCACCAUGCAGAAUGUAUCCAAAGACCAGCUGCCAAGAUUUAGGCAGACCCUCUUCAUCAACCACCAUUGCCAACCCAAUACUGUCCUCCUCGGAGGUGGAGCGGAUUUUAUCUCAAAGGCUCGCCAACAAAAAAGAUGAGUUGAGAAAAGUCUUCCAGAUACUGGACCCAAACCACACCCGGACAGUGACGAAGGGGGAGCUGAAGCGUACCAUCACGGCCUUCCUCCUGCCGCUCACCAAAGAGCAGUUCCAGGACUUGCUGGCACAGAUCCCGCUCACCAGCUCGGGUAAUGUGCUGUACCUCGAAUUCCUGUCCAGGUUCGGUGGACUUGAUCUAAAUAUAAAUGUUAUAAAGAAGGGAAGUGGGAGCGAGGUAGAUUACAACCGGACAUUCAAAGAGCUUGAGACCCAACUCGCUGAAAAGAUCUUCCAGAACAUGAAGACUAUCAAGAGAGCCUUCCAGCUUGUUGAUGUCAACAGCACGGGCACAGUGCAGCCUCAAGAGCUGAGACGGAUCCUGGAGACACUGUCCCUCAAGAUGAGGGAUGAGGAGUAUGAAAUGUUCUUGAAGCAGUACAGCAUUGACGGCACCACCAGGGUGGACUACAACACUUUCCUGAAGAAUUUCAGCAUUAUAAAUGACUCGAACUUUAAAACUCUACUGUCAAAUUCAGAACCUGCAAGGGAGAAUCAACAAGUCAAAAACACCAAGCGGGAGCAGCCGCUCAACGCCGUGCCUUCUGAAGACGUCUGGAAAAACUACUCCUUAGACGACCUGGAAAAGGCCUUUUGCCAAGAGCUUUCGAAGUCGUAUGAAAAGAUUGAAAAAGCCCUGAGUGCAGGAGACCCCUCCAAAGGUGGCUAUGUCUCUCUGAAUUACCUGAAGGUUGUCCUUGACACCUUCGUAUACCGGCUACCGAGGAAGAUUUUUAUCCAGCUAAUGAAAAGAUUUGGAGUUAAAACCACAACGAAAGUCAAUUGGAAGCAGUUUUUAACAGCGUUUUAUGAGCGGCAGGGGUUCGAAGUCAGUAAGACAAUUCCCCUGAAAAAAAGGAGUAGCACUGACUCUAGAAACUGGUCUCGCAAGGAAAAUAUCAUCAAGAAGUUAUUCAAAUUCUCGGAGGAUCGCUACACAGCCCUGAAGAGGACCUUAUUAUUUAUCAGCUCGACACCCAAUGGACACGUCACUUGGGAAGAACUGCAGCACAUCCUAAACUGCAUGGUUGCGAAAUUAAAUGAUUCAGAAUUCACCGAACUGAAGCAGACGUUUGACCCCGAGGGCACUGGAGUGGUGAAGGUCAGCUCCCUGAUGGACCUGCUGGAUGACAGCCCUAAGGUAAGAAAAAUGUUCCCCUCUACAGACACCAAGACACCUCUGCCUAUGGCUUGGGAUUCAGUAGAAGACAUGGUAUAUGAUGCUAUCACCAGGAACCUCCAAGGCUUUUACGAUGCACUGCAGUCAUAUGACCUUGGGGAGACGGGGACCAUAACGAAAAAUAACUUCAAGAAGGUGUUACACAUGUUCUGCCCGUAUCUAACCAAUGAGCACUUAUUAAAACUCUCCACUAAGUUCCAAGACACAGCCUCAGGAAGGAUCCUGUACAGGAGAUUUCUGUCGUCCCUCUGUCCCAAUGUCCCACUGCCCACCUCCCAGCUCUUUCUUCCGAAGGACCAGCCAAGUGGGCAGUUUCAAAAUGAGGAGCAGGACCAGCCAGAUCUUCCUGGGAGAACCCAGCCCAUAAAGGACAUGACGAAGGAAGAAGUCAUUGACAGACUCAGGCACUGUAUCCAGCAGCAGGACCCAGUGUUCAAAAAGCAGUUUCUGUAUAUCAGCAAGGAGCCUGAUGCAAAGAUUGGCCUGGAGGAUUUCCGGAAGGUCCUGGAGGAAAGCGGGAUGCCUAUGAAUGACAACCAGUAUGCAAUGUUGGCCUCCAAGAUCGGCUUCAAGAAGGGAGGCAUGAGCUACCAGGACUUCACCACAGGAUUCGAAGACACUCAGCUGAGUGGGCUGGAAACCGUUCCACUGCAGUCACGCCCUACCACAAAGAUGAACUUGGAUGACUAUUUUAUGUCUGCUGAGGAAUGCCUGCAACUUUUCCCCAAGAGAGUGAAGGAGUCGUUCCGGGAUCCCUAUGCUGCCUUCUUUAGAAUAGACACUGACAGGGAUGGCAUAAUCAGCAUGCAUGAUCUUCACAGAUUGCUACAGUACCUACUGCUCAACAUGAAGGAUGACGAGUUUGAGCGCUUCCUCGGCCUCCUGGGCCUGAGGCUUAGCGUCACUCUAAACUUCCGGGAGUUUCAGAACCUGUGUGAGAAGAGACCCUGGAGAUCAGAUGAGGCACCCCAAAGGCUCAUUAAAUAUAAACAGAAAGUCGCAGAUUCCGACCUUGCCUGUGAGCAGGCUCAUCAGUACCUCGUCACCAAAGCCAAAAACAGAUGGGCAGACCUGUCCAAGAAUUUCAUAGAAACCGAUAAUGAAGGCCACGGCAUUCUCCGGCGAAGGGACAUCAAGAAUGCACUGUACGGCUUUGACAUCCCCCUCACCCCAAGAGAAUUUGAGAAGCUUUGGCAAACCUAUGACACUGAAGGAAGGGGUUACAUCACGUACCAAGAGUUUCUGCAGAGACUGGGCAUCCGAUACUCCCCGAAGGUCCACCGGCCCUACAAAGAAGACUAUUUCAACUUCCUGGGUCACUUCACGAAGCCCAAGCAGAUCCAGGAGGAAAUCCAGGAGCUACAGCAGAUGACUGAAAGGUGGGUGUUGUCCCGGGAUACGCUGAUGGACCACUAUGAGGAGAUCAGCAAGGCACUCAACAUGCUAGAGAAAUCCAAGUCGGGCUCCACAGCCCUCUUCAAGGUGCAGAAGGUGCUGCAGGAAUGCGGGUGUCCCAUGAAGGAGGAGGAGCUCAUCAGCCUUCUGAAGAGCUUGAACAUCAGUGUGCAUAACAAUUGCAUCAACACCAUCGACUUCUUGAGAGCACUUGAGAUCAACAGGGCAAGCAAAGCUCAGCCAAAAGAAAAAGAAGAAAGCAUGCCAAUCACCUUCUCCAGGCUGAACCCCCAGGAGGUGGUGAAGAGCAUGCAGGCUGUUGUGGACUCCUCCCAGCCUGCUUUGUUAAAGGCAUUUUCUGCACUGGAUAAAGAGGACACGGGGUUCGUGAAGGCUAUGGAAUUCGGGGAUGUCCUGAAGAGCUUCUGUCAGAAGCUGACAGACAAUCAGUACAAUUAUUUCUUGAGGAAAUUAAGAAUUCACCUGGCACCCUACAUACACUGGAAGUAUUUCCUGGAGAACUUCAGCUCCUUCCUGGAAGAGACCGCCGAUGAAUGGGCAGAGAAUAUGCCGAAGGUUCCGCCCCCCACAUCUCCCAAAGAAAUGGCCAACAGAGACAUCCUGGCACGGGUGUACAAGGCAGUGACUUCCCACUACCACACCAUCGCCCAGGAACUGGAGAACUUCGACACCAUGAAAAGCAACACAGUCUCCAGAGAUGAGUUCAGAUCCAUCUGCACCCGCCAUAUACAGAUCCUGACAGACGAACAGUUUGACAGGCUGUGGAGCGAGAUGCCCGUCAACGCCAAGGGGAAACUCAAGUACCAAGACUUCCUUAGCAUGUUCAACACCGAGAGGGCACCCUCGUCCCCCAUGGCUGCAGGUGACUCUGGAGAUUCAACCGUUGCCCAGAAGGGGAGCGGCACCCCUGAGGUCACCCAAGGGACCAGAUCCACCCUCUCCUCUCCUCGGGACCUCAGAUCUGGCAUGAAAUCACGGAGUCAACCCUCUACCCCACUGGGCACCCCACCCCUACAGAACUGUGAGCCCAUCGAGAGCAAGCUCCGCAAACAGAUGCAGGGCUGCUGGCGCGAGCUCCUAAAGGAAUGCAAGGAAAAGGACACAGACAAGCAGGGGAGCAUUACUACUGCUGAGUUCCUGGCUCUUGUGGAGAAGUUCAAGCUGGACAUCAGCAAGGAGGAGAGCCAGCAGCUUAUCAUCAAGUACGACCUCAAGAACAAUGGCAAGUUCGCCUACUGCGACUUCAUUCAGAGCUGCGUCCUCCUGCUGAAGGCCAAGGAGACCUCGCUGAUGCGGAGGAUGAGGAUCCAGAACGCGGACAAGCUGAAAGAGGCUGGUAUGGAGACAACUUCCUUUUACUCAGCCUUGUUGCGGAUCCAGCCCAAGAUCGUUCAUUGCUGGAGGCCCAUGCGGCGUACCUUCAAGGCCUACGACCAGAAUGGGACAGGGCUCUUGAGUGUGGCAGACUUCAGAAAGGUGCUGCGGCAAUACAGCAUCAACCUGUCGGAGGAGGAGUUUUUCCACGUGCUUGAAUACUAUGACAAGUCACUCUCUUCCAAGAUUUCCUACAAUGACUUCCUGCGCGCUUUCCUGCAGUAGGCAUCCAGGCCGAGCUGUGCCAGGGACAGACGGGGCCUCAAGGUCUGUCCCCAAGACUAGUAAAACCAGACACCGGAGGACUUUAGUGAAUUCCCAGAAACGGCUCCAGAACCUAACCCUGCCCAGCAUCAAGCCCCCAGGACAUUACAAGCUUUCCCCAUCCCCCAACUCUCACCAGGGCCUCUCAGGGCAACCACAGGGCGACUGCUGGCCUCGGACGCUCUCACUGAUUAGUUUGAGCAAAUAAAAUAGUCUUCGCAGGAACGAUUCUUGAGAUUCUAAAAGAACUACUACUAAUAAAAAUGCUUUAAAACUUGGGAUUCUUGGGGGUUUGUUCAUGACUGCCUGCAGGGCCCCCUCUCCCAUCCACAGUCCUUGCACCAUUAUUCAGGGGCCAAGGCUGCCUCUGA